CAAGUCGUAACAGAUUAUUUACCUGUGCAAGGUUCCUCGGUACCAUGUGAACGAGCAUUUUCGGACGCAGGACUUACAGAUACAAAACGGUGUGCAAGAUUGCUUCCCGAGAACUUUGGCGACAUUCAGACAGUGAAAGGCAGAUACAAG
Suillus bovinus is the source of this 150-nucleotide messenger RNA. RefSeq lists its product as uncharacterized. Lineage: Eukaryota; Fungi; Basidiomycota; Agaricomycetes; Boletales; Suillaceae. The record is from RefSeq and is a predicted model, not a curated record. The annotation marks the transcript as partial. The transcript has a single exon.